Molecule: messenger RNA, 1601 nt
Organism: Anopheles gambiae (African malaria mosquito)
Lineage: Eukaryota; Metazoa; Arthropoda; Insecta; Diptera; Culicidae
Product: phenoloxidase-activating factor 1
Exons: 4
Coding region: 141-1448 (435 amino acids)
Biological process (GO): proteolysis
Molecular function (GO): serine-type endopeptidase activity
Source: RefSeq, a predicted model, not a curated record
UCUGAGCGCUUCUCGGCUGUCUGCUGCUCCAGAUAAGCGUCCAGUUUGCCAUUAAAGGCACGAUCGAUCGGAAGUAUUCCGAACGAAGCGUCUCUAGCUUGUUAAUCGAAGCAGUGACCGUGAACUGUGUUGCAUGGAGAAUGGUGCCCUCUAGCCUUCCAAAAACGUCACAAAUGGUACACAUAACCAAGUUUUGGUGGCUGAUGCUAUUUUUGGUUGGUGUUGCCUUCGGACAGCGGCGAGUGAAUCAGGCGUGCAUUCUAGCGAAUGGGAGUUCCGGACGGUGCAUCCGUAUUGGCGAGUGUUCCAAGAUAGUGGAGCUGACGACCCGAAAUGUGCUAUAUUCGUGGGAAACGCAACAGAUAAGGGCGGUGUUGCGUGCCUGCGAAAGUGAUGAGAGCUCAUCCGACCCGAUCGUUUGUUGUGAAUCCGCGCAAUCAACGCCAACAAGACGUACACUGAACAGUGGUGUAGCACCCACUACUACCACUGCAGCAAGCACUACGCCUAUUGCGACCACGAGAAGACCCACUCGUGUGCGAGUUACUACGCAACGCAGCACAACGGCGAGAAGACGGACGCCUACUACCGUGCGUACAAGAAGCACCACAAUCCGUUUGGACCACUUUAAGGAUGUGUUGCCGGCACGUUGUGGUGAACAGCGGCCUUCAUGGAACGUCUGGUCAGACAUUGAGGACGAUGAUAACAUCCACGUGUGGGCCGUUUACUUGGAGAUUCAGCGUCCGAAGAGCACCACCAAGGGACGAUGUGUGGGAACCUUGAUCCACGAACGGUACGUCCUAACCGCAGCACACUGUGUCCACAACUUGAAGUUGGAAAAUAUCAAACUGUACUUCGGACUGUUCUUGAUCAGUACGCUGGCUCAGUGUCUAGCCGAUCGUGUGUGCCAGGAACGGCGGGCAGCAGAACUGAUCGUCCAUCAGGAUUAUAACUCUCAUGCCCGAUUGAAUGAUAUCGCACUCAUCAGGGUUAACGAAGCCGUUCAAUUCACAGAUGAUGUCAGACCCGCCUGUCUACCUUUGGACUAUCUGUUUGACGAAAGUUUAGCGAAUGACUCACGAGUGCUUUCGCUCGGUUGGGGUGAAUACCAACAAGGUACAAUGAGCGAUUCUAAACGAAUCGUGGCGCUCAAUGUAAUCGAACAGGAGGAAUGUGGCGAGCAGCUAAGAAAAUGGCAACGAUUUAACGCAUCCAUGCUCUUCAGUGUCAUGUGUACGGUUGGUGUGCAAGCCGGCCAGGACGUUUGCCAAGGUGACUCGGGUGCUCCGAUACUGCAGUUGAAGGAUGGUCGAUUCUUUUUGGUCGGUGUGGUCAGCUUCGGUCCCAAAUGUGGUAUGAGCACGGGCAAGGCCGGUAUGUCGAUGCGGGUAUCAGAGUACAAAAAUUGGAUUCUUACCAAUUUGAAGCGAAUCGAUGGUGGGAGUUAGAAGAAAAAAGAUUCAUAAAUUUAGUGUGGAGUGUAAAAGAUAAUUGACAUGAAGAGUAAGAUAAAUCAACGCAAGUUCAAAUGUUGAUCUUUCCCAAAUAGCACAAUAAAGCUCGAGCAAACAUUGAUUUUCGGUUACCUGAAAUCAAAACAA